GCAGCGCAGCGCGGAGGCCAGCGAUGAGCGCAAGGAGUCGGCAUGAGCGCAGACAGCAGCCCUCUCGUGGGCAACCCGCCCGCCGGUUAUGGGACCCUGACGGUAGAGACAUCUAUCGAUCCCCUCAGCUCCUCAGUUUCAUCCGUGAGGCUCAGCGGCUACUGUGGCAGUCCUUGGAGGGUCAUAGGCUAUCACGCCGUGGUCUGGCUGCUGGCUGGGAUCCCUCUGCUGCUGUUCCGGUGGAAGCCAUUGUGGGGGGUGCGCCUCCGUCUCCAGCCAUGCAACCUGGCCCGCGCCGAAACACUCGUCAUCGAAAUAAAAGACAAAGAGGAUAGUUCGUGGCAGCUCUACACUGUCCAGGUACAGACAGAGGCCAUCAGCGAGGGCAGUCUGGACCUGCCCCCACUGGCCCAGCUGGAGGAUGGCCGGAGCCAGACAGCCGUGGGGACAGUACCAGAAUGGACCUGGAAGGACACUGCCCAGCUCCACAGCAAAGAGGAGGGGAAGCGUGUGCUGCGAUACUACCUCUUCCGGGGCCAGCGCUAUGUCUGGAUUGAGACACAGCAAGCCUUCUGCCAAGUCAGCCUGCUGGACCAUGGCCGCACCUGUGACGACAUCCACUGUUCCUGCUCCGGGCUCAGCCUCCAGGACCAAGCUGUGAGGAAGACCAUCUAUGGCCCCAAUGUGAUCAGCGUUCCGGUCAAAUCCUAUCUCCAGCUCCUGGUGGAUGAGGCACUGAACCCCUACUAUGGGUUCCAGGCCUUCAGCAUCGCGCUGUGGCUGGCCGACCACUACUACUGGUACGCCCUGUGCAUCUUCAUCAUCUCAGCCAUCUCCAUCUGCCUGUCGAUGUACAAGACCAGAAAGCAAAGCCAGACCCUGAGGGACAUGGUCAAGCUGUCUGUGCAGGUGCGCGUGUGCCGGCCGUGGGGAGAGGUGGACUGGGUGGACUCCAGCGAGCUGGUACCUGGAGACUGCCUGGUGCUGCCCCAGGAAGGGGGGCUCCUGCCCUGUGAUGCUGCCCUGGUAGCCGGCGAGUGUGUGAUCAACGAGAGCGCUCUCACGGGGGAGAGUGUGCCAGUGCUGAAGACAGCGCUGCCUGAGGGCCCAGUGCCCUAUUGCCCAGAGACCCACCGGCGGCACACGCUUUUCUGUGGGACCCUCAUCUUACAAGCCCGGGCCUACACAGGACCCCACGUCUUGGCAGUGGUGACACGGACAGGGUUCUGCACAGCUAAGGGGGGCCUGGUGAGCUCCAUCCUGCACCCCCGCCCCAUCAACUUCAAGUUCUACCGACAUAGCAUGAAGUUUGUGGCUGCCCUCUCAGUCCUGGCUCUGCUUGGCACCAUCUACAGCAUCGUCAUCCUCUACCGCAACCGAGUGCCGCUGAACGAGAUUGUGAUCCGGGCUCUGGACCUGGUGACGGUGGUGGUGCCGCCCGCCCUGCCAGCCGCCAUGACUGUGUGCACGCUGUACGCACAGAGCCGCCUGCGGAAGCAAGGCAUCUUCUGCAUCCACCCAAUGCGAAUCAACCUGGCGGGAAAGCUUCGGCUAGUGUGUUUUGACAAGACGGGCACCCUGACUGAGGACAGCCUGGACGUGAUGGGUGUGGUGCCUCUGAAGGAGCAGACUUUCCUGCCACUGUUCCCACAACCCCGCCAUCUGCCCAUGGGGCCCCUGCUGCGAGCACUGGCCACCUGCCACACUCUCAGCCGGCUCCACAACACCUCAGUGGGUGACCCCAUGGACCUCAAGAUGGUGGAAUCUACUGGCUGGGUCCUGGAGGAGUCUCCAGCUGCAGACCCAGCAUGUGGGGCCCAGGUCUUGGCAGUGAUGAGACCCCCGCUCAGGGAGCCCCAGCUGCAGGGAGUGGAGGGGCGCCCGGUGCCUGUCAGCAUCCUCUGCCGCUUCCCCUUCUCUUCCGCCCUGCAACGCAUGGAUGUGGUGGUGGCAUGGCCAGGAGCCACACAGCCCGAGGCCUAUGUCAAGGGCUCCCCGGAGCUGGUGGCAGGCCUCUGCAGACCUGAGACAGUGCCCACCAACUUCGCCCAGGUGCUGCAGAGUUACACAGCUGCGGGCUACCGCGUUGUGGCCCUCGCCAGCAGGCUACUGCCCAUUGCACCCAACCUGGAAGCAGCUCAGCAGCUGACGAGGGACACCGUGGAGCAGGACUUGAGCCUCCUGGGGCUGCUGGUCAUGAGGAACGUGUUGAAGCCACAGACGCUGCCGGUUAUCCAGACUCUACGGAGGACCUGUAUCCGCACCAUCAUGGUCACAGGGGACAACCUGCAGACCGCAGUCACUGUAGCCCGGGGCUGUGGCAUGGUGGGUCCCCAGGAGCGGCUUAUCAUCGUCCAUGCCAUGCCCCCUGAGCAGGGCCAGCCUGCCUCCCUCGAGUUCAUGCCAGUGGAGGUACCUGCAGCUGUGAAUGGGGCUAAGGACACUGGCCAGGCAGAGAGCUCUACCAUGGAGUCGGACCCCCACUCCAGUCACCUGGCCCUCAGCGGGACCACCUUCAGCAUCCUGGUGAAGCACUUCCCCAAGCUGCUGCCCAAGGUCCUGGUCCAGGGCACCGUCUUUGCCCGCAUGGCGCCCGAGCAGAAGACUGAGCUGGUGUGUGAGCUGCAGAAGCUUCAGUACUGCGUGGGCAUGUGCGGGGAUGGCGCCAACGACUGUGGGGCUCUGAAGGCAGCCGACGUGGGCAUCUCGCUCUCCCAGGCCGAGGCCUCUGUGGUCUCGCCCUUCACCUCAAGCAUGGCCAGCAUUGAGUGUGUGCCCAUGGUCAUCAGGGAAGGCCGGUGCUCCCUGGACACGUCGUUCAGCGUCUUCAAGUACAUGGCACUGUACAGCCUGACCCAGUUCAUCUCUGUCCUGAUCCUCUACACGAUCAACACCAAUCUGGGUGACGUGCAGUUCCUGGCCAUUGACCUGGCCAUCACCACCACGGUGGCGGUGCUCAUGAGUCGCACUGGGCCAGCGCUGGUGCUGGGGCGGGCGCGACCACCGGGAGCGCUCCUCAGCCUGCCCGUGCUUGGCAGCCUGCUGCUGCAGGUGGCCAUGGUGGCCGGUGUGCAGCUGGGGGGCUACUUCCUGGCUGUGUCCCAGCCCUGGUUCGUGCCUCUGAACAAGACAGUACCUGCCCCAGACAACCUGCCCAACUAUGAGAACACCGUGGUCUUCUCUCUGUCCAGCUUCCAAUACCUCAUCCUGGCCGCGGCCGUGUCCAAGGGGGCACCCUUCCGCCAGCCGCUCUACACCAACGUGCCCUUCCUGGUGGCCCUGGCGUUCCUGGGCUGCAUCCUGGCUGGCCUCAUCCUGGUCCCCGGCCUCCUGCAGGGGCCGCUGGCGCUGAGGAACAUCGCCGACACAUGCUUCAAACUGCUGCUGCUGGGUCUGGUGGCCUUCAACUUCGUGGGGGCCUUCAUGCUGGAGAGCGUGCUGGACCAGUGCCUCCCAGGCUGCCUGCGGCAGCUCCAGCCCAAACGAGCCUCCAAGAAGUACUUCAAGCAGCUGGAGCAUGAACUUGCUGAACAGCCCUGGCCGCUCCUGCCCUCCGGCCCUGUGAGGUAGUGCAGGCCUCCUCCAACUCCCUGGACACUGGAUCUCCCUGCCUCUGAGCCAAC
Messenger RNA from Chrysochloris asiatica (Cape golden mole), 3623 nucleotides. RefSeq names its product ATPase type 13A2 (gene ATP13A2). The coding region runs from base 43 to 3570 and encodes 1175 amino acids. Lineage: Eukaryota; Metazoa; Chordata; Mammalia; Afrosoricida; Chrysochloridae. Gene Ontology annotation, biological process: regulation of autophagosome size; regulation of mitochondrion organization; intracellular calcium ion homeostasis. The record is from RefSeq and is a predicted model, not a curated record. The transcript is spliced from 30 exons. Gene Ontology annotation, molecular function: P-type ion transporter activity; ATP hydrolysis activity; ATPase-coupled monoatomic cation transmembrane transporter activity. Gene Ontology annotation, cellular component: membrane.